CUCCCAGUCCCUCCAUCCCCAUCCCCCACUCCGCGGUGUUCCAAGCGCCGCUGCUAGCCCGAAAUCGCUGUAGCAAAGUGAGAAGCUAGAGCACCGACAGCGUUAACAUAGCCAGUGCCAGCGAGCUUGAAGAUACCUGAACAAAAUAAGGAAUUUAGGGAACCACAUUUGUCCAUCAGACAUUGAUUUGCAUAUCCACUCCCACCUCUUCCUCAUUUGCAUACAGCGAGAAUGGCGAGCGGGCACCCCACUGACAAAUACAGUUUCAUGUACCAACCAGACACGCACAAGAGUAAGAACAGAUUAUCCAGCAGUAUGAAUCCUGUCUACAGUCCUGUUCAGCCUGGAGCUCCCUACGGUAACCCCAAGAACAUGGCCUACACAGGCUACCCAGGAGGUUACCCCACUGCUGCUCCCACCUACACACCCAACCUCUACCAAACGGGUAGUCCAGGGUACCCACCGGGAUACACUACAGCGGGUACUCCAUAUAAAGUGCCCCCCACCCAGAUGAACGGCGCACCCCCGCCCUACUCCCCCUCCCCCAACCCCUACCAAACAGCCAUGUACCCAAUCAGAAGUGCCUACCCCCAGCAGAGCAUGCAGAACCUGCAGAACUUGUAUGCACAGGCAGCAUCGUAUUAUGGCCAGCCAGUGUAUGCGGCUCAGCCAUAUGCUUAUUACACGCAGCCAGUGUAUGCCGCUCAGCCUCAGCCCCAUGUCAUCCACCACACCACGGUGGUUCAGCCAAACAGCAUGCCCUCAGCCCUCUACCCCGCCCCUGUCCAAGCCCCUAGAAACAAUGGAAUGGCUGCCAUGGGGAUGGUUGCCGGGACCACCAUGGCUAUGAGUGCAGGAACCCUGCUGACCACACCCCAGCACGCUCAGCUGGGAGCGCACCAACACGUCACCAUGCCACAGUACCGGCCCCAGGGCACACCGGGAUACAGCUAUGUCCCUCCCCACUGGUAGAACCCCCCCCCCAAAAAAAAGAAAUCUGGAGUCCAACAUCGUAUGCAACUACUCAAGUUUUACACGGGCUUCUUAUGGUCACCAUGGCAACAUCACAUCUGUCUGCAACAACAAAACUAAAGAGCAACGGACACUUGCUGCAUUCUCUAGUGUUUUACAAAAGCUGCUUUAAUUUUUUUUUUUACUCAAAGAUUUUUUUUCUUUCUCCAUUUAUUUGCCAAUAUUUCGUUGCAUUACUUUGUUUUCGUUGUUUUUUGGUGUUGUAAUAUAUAUAUAUUUUUUCCAUCAUUUAAAUUUUUCCAUCAUCAUUGGAACUCCAGAGUGAUUGACCAAUCACGAGUGUCUGUUGCCCUGCUUGUGGACUGUGUUCUGCUGCUGUGUGCCAGUGGUGGGAAUGUACUGCUUACUUCCUGCUCCAUCAUCAAUGUACUGGUCACUUCCUGCUCCAUCAUCACCACCUUUAUCAUCACCACCUUUAUCAUCACCAACUUAUGCUGCCAAAUUUUCUAACCAUUAGAUAUCAGCACAGGGUUUUGAUUUUAUUUAUUUAGAUUUGUUUUAAUCCCUUACUUUUCCUUUCCAACAAAGCACUGUCUUAGAACAGCCUGUUGUUUUCUCCUUCACAUCCUCUGUUCCACUUCUCCUUCUGAUCUUCAGUUCAUCUUCUGAUAACAAGGGUUGUCUUCCAGCUUAUAGCUGUUUCUUAGAUAGAUCUGUAACGUCUUGAUACGCUGUCUGACUAGAUCUGUAAUGACUAGAUCCGCUGUCUGACUAGAUCUGUAAUGACUAGAUCUGCUGUCUGACUAGAUUUGUAAUGACUAGAUCCGCUGUCUGACUAGAUCUGUAAUGACUAGAUCCUCUUUCUGACUAGAUCUGUAAUGACUAGAUCCGCUGUCUGACUAGAUUUGUAAUGACUAGAUCCGCUGUCUGACUAGAUCUGUAAAGAUCUGCUGUCUGACUAGAUCAGUAACGACUACACUACCGGUCAAACGUUUUAGAACACCUACUCAUUCAAGUUUUUUUUUCAAGACUGUUGGAAAAGCAUCC
Molecule: messenger RNA, 2019 nt
Organism: Coregonus clupeaformis (lake whitefish)
Lineage: Eukaryota; Metazoa; Chordata; Actinopteri; Salmoniformes; Salmonidae
Product: protein FAM168A
Exons: 9
Coding region: 232-972 (246 amino acids)
Biological process (GO): positive regulation of base-excision repair
Source: RefSeq, a predicted model, not a curated record